Seminavis robusta is the source of this 2262-nucleotide messenger RNA. NCBI's taxonomy places the organism in Eukaryota, Bacillariophyta, Bacillariophyceae, Naviculales, Naviculaceae. The record is from the annotation of a GenBank genome assembly.
AUGCCAUCCAGUACCGAUAGUCCUACAACUGCUCCAACUAACACGCCGACAAGUGCGCCUUCAACAAGUACCGAUAGUCCCACCAAUUCUCCAACUUCCAUGCCAACAGUUGAGCCUACCGACAGUCCAACAGACAGACCUACCAGCUCUCCAACGGAACCAACAGAAGUGUUUGUUCCUGAGAUCAAUCUAGAAGUAUGUGACUUCACUGUGGAGCUGUACGGUCGAUCCACUGGCUUUCUGGCGGACGAUGUGAAAGUCGGGUUUUCAUCGCCAGGCUUGGAAGACUCUUAUGUAACAGGGCAUCUGAACGUGACCUUGGACAGAUACCGAUUCGAGUUUCUCGAGCCGUGCUCUACUGAUGUCGUGAGCGUCAUUAUAGAGAAUGCUGGAAAUGUCGAGGUUGAGAUUCAAAACAUGAAAGUGUCUAGGAAUGGAACAGUCUUGUUCAACAAUGGUUGCUUUGACCUUGGAAUUGAAGACUCUUGUGCCAGCUUCGAGUUUACGCUGGGAGAGCAAUGCGGGGAGUCCUUGGAUUCGUUUGGAGGCAUCAAGCUAGAUGCAUGUCAGGUGCUUGUCAGCAACCUCACGGAAAACACCAAGACAUGCCAAUACACUUUGGAUUGCACUCCUUUCAUUGGAGUCAUUGAAGAAGGCAAGCCGUUAACUUACGAGAACAACCUGCCUUCAGUCUACUACGAAGGCUUUCUGGAUUGUGCUGAAAGAGGAUACGAUUUCGGGUACCAAAUGGAAAACUGUGUUCCAGGCAAUGCGAUCCCUUUUGAUAACUUGUUCAGGACCCCCUUCCAUGCUGGAGUAGAUCGGGGAACUUGCCAAAUCACGAACUUGGGAGACUUCAACUUGGUUUGCAGUGAUCGAGACAUGGAGGAUGGUGGACUACCCCGAACUGCCACUGUGACUACUUCUGUGGACGCUGUUGUUAUGAUUCAAGGAGAGAAUGGCGGGACGCUGUACACAGAUCUCCAAGCUGGCGAUACUUACAUCCUUGGCGUUGGUGACAAUGACGCCAUCAGUGACAUUGAGUUCUGCUUUCGGUGCCCAAGCGUUUCGGUUACCGCUGAAGACACCAGCACGUACGCUCCGACCACGUCGCCCACGUUUACCCCUACCAUAGCGAUUACGGGGUCUCCGACUGCUUCCGGUACAGAAGCUGAGACUAACGUAGCAACCCAAGUUGCUACCGAAGCUACGAGCACAGCUGCACCAACAGAGGGCCAAACAAGCUCUCCGACAGAAAGCCCCACAAGCGCUCCAACGGACAAACCAGGACCUCCAGGAGAACGAUACUCGGGUACGCUCGAUUGCGCCGAUAGAGGAGAAUUCGACUUUGGGUUUCAAUUGGAGUACUGCGUGCCCGGAAAAGAACUCAAGAUUGAUGCUCUGGAUCAAACACCCUUCAAGAAGGACGUCGAUCAGGCAACUUGUCUUGUUAGCAACCUCGGCAACUUUGAUUUGCAAUGUUCCGACCGUGACAUGAACAAUGGGGGCUUGCCAAGGAAGGCAACCUUCACUCCACACGUCGACACUGCUGUGUUGGUGCAAGGCAACAGUGGAGGUACCAUCUAUCGUGAUCUCAAGUCGGGACAAACAUACGAUUUGGAGGUGGGAACUGGCGAGCCUAUUACUACCAUUGAGCUGUGCUUGAAGUGUGGCAACACCAAGACAACCGAUAGGAGUGCGUCUAGUUUUGGAGAUCCUCAUAUCAAGACAUGGGGUGGAGGUCAUUUUGAUUUUCACGGUGGGUGUGAUUUGGUGUUGCUGGACAGCCCAGCCUUUGCAAACGGCCUGGGCCUUUCUGUGCACAUCAGGACUAGAAUUAGAACUUGGUGGUCCUACAUUGACUCGGUUGUCCUGAAGAUUGGGUCCGACCGGUUGGAGGUCCAGGGGGGGCGCGACAACUCGGUGCGGUACUGGACCAAUGGCAAACUGGGACCCGACCUCAAGCCCGAUGGACAAUUUCUGAACUUUACGAUGAGCGGACACAAAAUCUGGUAUCACAGCGUCAGCACCAAGACAAAGCAAUUCCGAUUGACGUGGGAUGCCUUCAACUCCUUCAGUUUGGAGACGUUUGGAGACUUUGUCCGAUUCAACGUGAACGCCAAGAGGCCGGACGACUUUCGGGGAGCUCGAGGCCUCAUGGGAUCCUAUCCCUCUGGUGCUCACAUGGGGAAGGAAUACCUCGAAGAUUGCAUAUUUGAUGUGCUAGCCACCAAUGACAAGGGCAUGGCGGCAUCAUAUUGA